AUGGGACAGCUGAGCAAUGAAGGCUUGGAGGGUUCUAGUGUGCUUUACGAACCAUAUUCGUGUGCAAGAUGUCGAAAAUUGAAAAAACGAUGCUCGAAAGAAUCGCCUAUUUGCGUGAACUGUAACAAAGCCGGGGAGCCCUGCAGCUACCCCGGACGAGCGCCAAGAAGGAGUAAAAGAGAGCUGGAAUUGGAACGCCAAGAAUUGGCAGCUAUGGCAUAUGGCGAUCAAAAGGCUAAACGCUUGCAAAGAUGUGACUCGGAGCCUCUUGUGGUCUCAUCUGAGAGACUAGAGCGAAAUGGCAACAAUUCAAGCUAUGAGAGGCAGCAUGAGAGCGAUGCAGACGGAAUAAGCGGGCGUUCCUCUGGAUCGCUAUCCUCCAGUGCCCCCGCAAAUGCCAACAACGACGCAGUGCUUCAUAACAGCCCAGAGUUGAGAAAUACUUGGCAGCAACAUCAAGAUACGGGCCUGCGACCUACCAAAGACUUGCUUUUUCAUGAAAUGUACAAAAUGGACUCGGUUCCAAUUCGGGCGUCAUCGCUGCAGAUCGCCAAUGUAGCGGCAGUAUUCAAAGGGGGACGACACUCAAGCAUGCUGCAACCAAAUGACAAGGGUGCGCGAAUUGAGAGACGACUCUACGACCGAUUCAUCGCCGCUUACUUUAAGCACAAUCACCGAUCAUACCCUCUUUUGAAUAAAAUCGGGUUUUUGAACGAGGUCUCCACAAUCCAUGAGUUUGAAAACAUGGAGGGCAAUUACGAAGACACAUUUUUCUUUCAGCUGUACAUGGUAAUGGCAAUCGGAUGUACCACUCUUCAGCGGGCGGGCAUUUUGACUAAAGAAGAAGAAGAGCUCAGCGAGCAUUUCGCGUAUCUUGCGAUGCGGAAAUUCUGUCCUGUGAUGCAUUUACAAAAUGUUGAAACUAUCAAAUGCUUGCUCUUACUUGGAAUAUAUUCGUUCUUUGAGCCCCAGGGUGUCUCAUCUUGGACCAUAAGCGGUAUAGUAAUGAGAUUAACAAUCGGUCUAGGGCUGCACAGAGCACUAACGACCCGAAAAACCAAAUCCAUGUCACCCAUAGAUGUUGAAAUGCGGUACCGCGCUUUUUGGAGCUUCUACAGUUUUGAGCGACUCGUAUCCACGUCGCUGGGCAGGAUAUCAGCAAUCGACGAUGACGAUAUUAGCGUCCCCCUUCCUCACGCAAUGUACGCAGAGGAAACGGAGGACAUAGAAGUCACCAAAAUGAUGAUUGGGUUGCGAAAGAUGGGCGGCAUCAUAUACAAAAGAGUUCACAGCGUAGGGGCUGGGAAGCAAAAACUUUCAAACGAUGGCAAGCAAGAAAUAGUCGAUGAACUAAGAAAACAGAUUGAUAUGUUGUACGAACAGGAGCGAGACAAGAUACGAAAAAACAACUCUAUAAUUUGUCCGAGCAAAUCAAAUUGCAUUUCGUUUCACACUUCCGAUAUUUGGCUUGCAAUGCGCUAUGCCCAACUGCAAAUCAUGCUGUACCGACCCUCAUCGCUAAUUCCAAAACCACCCAUGGAAUCUUUGACAAUUCUUGGGGACUUCUGCUUACAAGCCCUCAAACACACAUACGCGCUGUAUCGGAAGAAAAUGCAGCCUCUCAACUGGAUUACCCUCUUCCGCACGUUGACCAUAUGCAACACCAUGCUUUACUGUCUCUGCCAAUGGAGUAUCGACUUAAUCGAGUGCAAAAUUGAAAUUCAGCAAUGCGUUGAAAUCUUGCAGCAUUUCGGGGAGAAGUGGGUAUUCGCUGCCAAAUGUGCUGCGGUCUUUCAGACCAUCAGCAAUGCUAUCCUGGAUAUAAGUCUGAGCAACGGACAAGUACCAAAUAUGGAUGACUUGACACGUGAACUCUUUGGCGCGAGCAACGAGUACCAAGAUAUCUUGGAUGAGAACAACGUUGAUAUUUCUUGGGUUGAAGGGCUUACAUAA
Messenger RNA from Lachancea sp. 'fantastica', 1953 nucleotides. The record is from the annotation of a GenBank genome assembly. NCBI's taxonomy places the organism in Eukaryota, Fungi, Ascomycota, Saccharomycetes, Saccharomycetales, Saccharomycetaceae.